Cornus florida is the source of this 1493-nucleotide messenger RNA. RefSeq names its product salutaridine reductase-like. The record is from RefSeq and is a predicted model, not a curated record. Gene Ontology annotation, cellular component: membrane. Lineage: Eukaryota; Viridiplantae; Streptophyta; Magnoliopsida; Cornales; Cornaceae. The transcript is spliced from 6 exons. Gene Ontology annotation, molecular function: oxidoreductase activity, acting on the CH-OH group of donors, NAD or NADP as acceptor. The coding region runs from base 476 to 1339 and encodes 287 amino acids.
CAAUAGCCCCACAGAUCACUAUCCACAAAUAAUGGUGCCAAGAGAGUACAGCCUACACCCCCACGUUGACUGACACCUGAGAAGGAGAUGAUGCUAGCUUCAGAGUUCAACAUUUCAAGCUUGAAACUCUUCAACCUUCUGAUCAAAAGUCGCAUAUGUACGUUGAAGAUCGAGAAAGCACGAGGAAUCACAACCAAAAUCAACCGAAACUCUCAUCCAACAACAAUUAAACCCAUCUAUUGUUUCCCCAACCCAAACACACUGACACUGUUGGUGCACAACUGAACAUACCAAACCAAAACCAUCGAUCAAAGCCUCCACCGUCUCUGCCACCAAACAAAACUCAACCAUCCAAACAAUCCCUAACCUGCGCAAAUCAUUAAUUGACCAAAACCCAACUCCCCUAUCGCAAACACAAUUGUCAAUUCGGGAACAUUCUACUCACUUUGACACUCAGAUCGGAUUCGUCAAAGGAAUGGAAGAGACCAGCAGCAGUUCAACAGGAAAAAGGUUAGCUGUGGUUACAGGAGGCAACAAAGGCAUUGGACUCGAGAUAUGUCGCCAGCUAGCAUCUAAUGGAAUUGCAGUAAUAUUAACAGCCAGAGAUGAGAAGAAGGGUAUCGAAGCGAUUGACAAUCUCAAAGUUUCUGGCCUCUCAGAUGUGUUUUUUCAUCAACUUGACGUAAAAGAUCCUGCAAGUAUUGCUUCAUUUGCAAAAUAUGUACAAACACAUUUCAAAAAACUUGAUAUCCUGGUCAAUAAUGCAGGAAUUAUUGAUGCGGAGAUGGUCACCGAUGAGAAUGGAGAGAAAGUCAUAAAGCGAACUUAUGAGAAGGCCGAAGAGUGUCUCAAGACAAAUUAUUAUGGAACCAAAGGAGUAACUGAAGCACUUCUUCCUCUCCUGCAACUCUCCAAUUCAGCAAGAAUAGUGAACGUUUCCUCUCUUUUCGGACAACUAAGUUAUAUCAACAACGAGAAGGUCAAAGAAGAGCUGCAAAAUGUCGACAGCUUAACAGAAGAAAAAAUAGAUGAGGUGUUGCGGUGGUUUCUAAUGGAUUUCAAGGAGAAUAAAUUGGAGGCUAAUGGGUGGCCCCUUACAGUGUCUGCUUAUAAAGUUUCCAAAGCUGCCAUAAACGCCUAUACGAGACUUAUAGCGAGGAAAUUUCCCGAUUUCCGCAUAAAUUGCGUUCAUCCUGGAUAUGUCAAAACAGAGAUUACAUUGUACAUGGGAAACUUGACUCCGGAGGAAGGUGCUAGAGCACCUGUAAUGCUGGCUUUGUUGCCUGCUAAUGGUCCUUCUGGCUCCUACUAUGAUCAGAUGCAUGCAUCCAUCUUCUGAUUUUAGAAAAAAUCUGCAAGUAUCUGAGUUGGGGGAAAUAUAUCAUAAUCGUUGGUGAAUGAUAUUGUCUUUGCCAUACUUCUUCUUGCUAUUUGAAGGGUUUGGAAUAACAUAAAGCAACUUUAUAUUGAAUUUUAAGUUUGAUUAGUUUCUA